AUGUCCCAAACACCCCAUAAAAUCCCCCGCUCCCCAGCAUCAUCGCCUCUCCCCCCACAACCGAUCCACAACCUGAAACACAGCCGUAAUCAGCGCCAUUGUCUCCUGAUCCACCAGCCUGCCAAACCGCUGCUGCAGUUUAUCAGGAUGCCAGCGCACGCGUUCUGUCUUGAGCAGGGCAACGGGAUCUUGUUUCCACGCGGGGCUGGCUUUCAGGAAGCGCUCGAUUUCGGGUUUGUCGAUGUGGGCUGGGUUGCCGGAGAGGACUGGCCAGGGGAUGAGGGUGCGGGGGUCGGCCCACUUGGAGAGCGUCCCGUUGGGGCCGGGCUUGGUGUCGGGGUAGAUGUGCACCGGUUGGCCGUACACGCCUUCCCAGUAGGCGGCGCCUUCGUCGUCGGCGAGGGCGUCGAAGAGGGAUUCGCGGAAGGCGGUGGUAGGGUCGGUGGUUUCUGCGUGGAUUCCAUCGUAGAGAGAUUCGCGGUGCUGGUUGUCGGGGUCAUAGUAUGCGCCGUCGAGGGUGGAGGUGGGGUGUCGGUCGGAGUGAGAGGAGUGAUGCUUGUGCCUGUGCCUACGCUUCGACUCACGUUUGCUGGAUCGCUCGUCAUCGUAUUUAUACGAACGAUGUCGUUUGGAACUGCGCUCUGUGGAUUCCUCUUCAUCUGGGGAUUUCUCCUCGUCCGCGCUUCGGUGCUGUUUGGAACGACGUUUGGAGCCAGAUUUGAAGUGGAAUUUCGAGGCCUUUGCUUUUUCGUAGACGUUGAAGACGAGUAUGGUGUUGACGUAGUGAUGGUGGUGGUGAGGAGUGAAGAUGCGGAGAAGUGCGGAGGUGUCGAGCCAUCUCACUGGUGCACGCAGCCUUGGCGCUUAACAACAUUGCGACUUGCGACUUGCGCCUGGCACUCCCUUUCAGUCAUUCAGACAUCACACAUCAUGGCUUUCAAAUUCAAUCUCGCAGCAAAGACCCCCCUCAUUAAAUCCAAUGUGAAGAUUCCAAUAUCCAAGAAGAAAAAGCCUCUCCUCGACGAUGAAGACGACGAUAUCAAAGGCAAAUCCAAGGCCGCAGACAACGCGCAAGCAAUCGACGAGUUGAACUUCGACGACGACGCCCUGCCCUCUACCUCUGGCCCCUCUGAGCCCACCACUAAAAAGCCCAGAAAAGGCGCUCCCAUCGCUCCUCCAACCAAGAAACCCAAGCCCAAAGCAGACGAUCCAACCACCAUCGGCUACUCCGCAAGCGCAACCGAAGCCGAAGCCCGCGCCCGUGAAGCUGCAGAAACAGACGCCACCAUCUACGACUACGACGCCGCUUACGAUGCGCUCCACGCGCAAGCCGCCGCCAAGGCCGCAGCAACACGCGAUGAUGCCGCCGCGCGAAAGCCCAAAUACCUCGAUACGCUGCUUGAAUCGGCCAAGCAGCGGGAAAAAGACCAUCUCCGCGCCCGCGACAAGCUCCUCCAGCGCGAACGCGAAGCCGAAGGCGACGAAUUCGCUGACAAGGAGAAGUUCGUAACGGGGGCCUACAAGGCGCAACAAGAAGAAGCACGCAAGGCAGAAGAAGAGGAGAAGAUUCGGCAAAAGGAAGAAGAGGAAAAAAAGAAGAAGUACGGGAUGCAGGGAUUCCACAAACAAAUGCUCGCAGAGCAAGAACGCCGACACCAAGAAACCAUGGAAGCCGCAGCUCAAGCCCUCAAAUCCGGACCUCAACACAACAUCCCCCCAGCCCCCAACCAAGAAGAAAUCGACCAGCAAACCGAAGCCGAACGCAUCGAAGAACUCCGCAGACAAGGCAAAACCGUCAUCCUCAACGAAGACGGCCAAGUCGCUGAUAAACGCCAACUCCUCAGCGCAGGCCUCAACGUUAUCGUCAAGUCAAAACCCCCGCCCACAACUUCAACCUCCACCACAUUAGCCGCCCAGCACCAACAUGCCCACAGCGCACAAAAAGACAAAUCUCACCGCAACGCCCAGCGCGACCGCCAGACGCAAAUCGUGCUCGAGCAAAUCGAACAGGCGAAUAAAAGGAAAGCAGAUGCAGAGGCUGAACAGCAGGCUAAACUGCUGCACGCGGCUAAGAGCCAGAAGACAGAGACGGAUAUUUUGAGCGCGAAGGAGAGGUAUUUGCGCAGGAAGAGGGAGAAGGAGGAGGCGGCGGCGGCGGCGGCGGCGGCGAAGUGA
This is a messenger RNA of Plenodomus lingam JN3, 2175 nucleotides long. RefSeq lists its product as uncharacterized. NCBI's taxonomy places the organism in Eukaryota, Fungi, Ascomycota, Dothideomycetes, Pleosporales, Leptosphaeriaceae. The record is from RefSeq and is a predicted model, not a curated record. Gene Ontology annotation, biological process: regulation of alternative mRNA splicing, via spliceosome.